UUUCCUUCCCACGAAACCUCUGCUUUAACCGACACAACGUCACUCAAUAUCUUACUCUUUCACAAUGCACGCUACCAUGAGUCUCCGUAACGCUGCUCGCACUCCUCUCAUCCGGUUCCUGGGCAAACGCUCUGUGCCUAGUUUGUCUCCCCACCUCCCUUGUCAGGUCAGGAAUUUCAAUGAAUGUAUUGAUUGUCUAACGCGCAGCCUAAUAGAGUCCAUUGACCACACCCCUCGUCCUCACCCUGCCUCUCCUACUGGGGUCCUUCCCGAUUCCUUUGCCGCAUAUCGCUCUAAGGCCCAGCAGCACGGUCCCCUUGGUCGCGCCUCUUUCUCUCAGGGCAUAGGUCGUGCCCCCGGCGCUUCCCUGGGACCCAUCCAGCCCAAGCAGGGUGAAUUUUUCGACCGUGCUGAACUGCCCACCCGUUUCCACCGUCUGCCCUGGACCGAGGCUGAGAUCGAGGCCAUCGAAACUGGCGGUGCCAGCCUUUUUGCUUAGAUGCUGAAAAUAGUCCAAUGAGGAGAUGAUGCGACGAUAAAGGUCAUUUAACAUUGACCAGAUGCACGACAAUUGACGUCCUGUAGCGAUCAUAAAACGUGAGGUCCGCACCACAGCACCUGCGCACCUACUUCAGGAAGGACGAACAAGGACCCGUGAGGGUUUCCUGUCUUCCAUGCUUCACCUCAACUUGCACGUCACUCUAUUCAAAACCGGAAGCACCGUCGUAUGCUCUUGAUGGGUAGUCCUUUUGGCUCGUCCAAUCUAAUGC
Aspergillus saccharolyticus JOP 1030-1 is the source of this 770-nucleotide messenger RNA. RefSeq names its product alpha-ketoglutarate dehydrogenase subunit KGD4. The record is from RefSeq and is a predicted model, not a curated record. The transcript has a single exon. Gene Ontology annotation, biological process: 2-oxoglutarate metabolic process. The coding region runs from base 65 to 499 and encodes 144 amino acids. NCBI's taxonomy places the organism in Eukaryota, Fungi, Ascomycota, Eurotiomycetes, Eurotiales, Aspergillaceae.